Molecule: messenger RNA, 996 nt
Organism: Saccostrea cuccullata (small rock oyster)
Lineage: Eukaryota; Metazoa; Mollusca; Bivalvia; Ostreida; Ostreidae
Exons: 5
Coding region: 1-996 (331 amino acids)
Source: RefSeq, a predicted model, not a curated record
AUGACAGAAAGGCUCAGAGGCUCUAUUUGCUGUGAUGGCUAUUGGUUGAAUAAAAUAACAGAUACGUGUGAAGUGUGUCCUGUGGGUUUGUUUGGGAGAAAUUGCUCUAGACAAUGCCCGUAUCCAACCUAUGGAAAAGACUGCCAGUCACACUGCUAUUGUGAACACCAUCUUUGUCACUAUUACAGAGGAUGUACAGAAGUCGAGGCAAAUUCCGAUAUUUUUCGGAGUCUUUAUAAUUCUGACCAAAGUUCAGAUGAAGUAGAGACCGACAGUGACGAAAGUCCGUUUGAUUAUGACUCAGGGUCUAACUGCAUUAGUGAUGUUGAAGAAAGCGAGGGCAUCGCACCAAAUUGGACUUCAAAAAUGCGUAACGAAGAUGUUACAAAUAUAGUUGGACCAAACGUAACCGAAUUUGAAGAUACUUAUGGGUCUACACCCAAGGUUAAAGAAAAUGAAUAUGUUGUAAAACUUGCCUUGGCCCUGAUUGGAAUUUUCGUACUGUUUUUUGGAAUGUUUGCUACCACCUAUAUUUAUCAAAAGUGCAUCCACAAGAGAGCAAACACUAUGAAUACGCAAGAAAAUAAACUUGAUCGGAUUGUCCAUUAUACGACGCUUAACUCUGAAAUCAGAGAGCAAGUACUUGAAUUGAAUCAAGAACAAAGAGAAAGAUUAAUAUUUGUCCGAACAAAUGCAAUGGUUUUUGAUGGUGAUACUUUUAAUGAGGAAGCUGAAACAGGAAAUAUUUCUGCAAAACGGAACUUGGAUACAAAUAACGAAAACUUUGAGCAGGCCAUAGAGGUAAUACAGGAAACAAUUGAAAAAAUAAAUAAAGGGGAGGAAAAGCAAGACCUGACAUCACGAGCUUCUCCAAAACACAUUUACAUGGAAAUUAUAGAUGACAACAUGACGUCAUAUAUAAACGAAAAUGCUUUAGAAGAUUUCAGAGAAGAAAAACAUUGUACUCAUAAGGAAGAAACUAGAUAUAUGAACUAA